Wickerhamiella sorbophila is the source of this 516-nucleotide messenger RNA. RefSeq names its product DNA-directed RNA polymerase II subunit rpb7. The record is from RefSeq and is a predicted model, not a curated record. Lineage: Eukaryota; Fungi; Ascomycota; Dipodascomycetes; Dipodascales; Trichomonascaceae. Bases 1 to 516 code for a protein of 171 amino acids. The transcript has a single exon. Gene Ontology annotation, biological process: positive regulation of nuclear-transcribed mRNA poly(A) tail shortening; DNA-templated transcription; transcription initiation at RNA polymerase II promoter. Gene Ontology annotation, molecular function: single-stranded DNA binding; translation initiation factor binding; single-stranded RNA binding. Gene Ontology annotation, cellular component: P-body; RNA polymerase II, core complex.
AUGUUCUUCCUCAAGGACUUGUCGUUGCAGUUGACGCUGCACCCGUCGUAUUUUGGCGCACAUAUGCACCAGUAUUUACGAGCAAAGCUCCUUCAGGAAGUAGAGGGGACAAUCACUGGUCAGUAUGGUUAUAUUGUCUGCGUCAUGGACGGUAUGAAGAUCGACGUAGGCAAGGGCAUGGUCCCAUCCGGACUCGGCUCGGCCGUGUUUGAUGUAAAAUAUCGGGCUAUCGUAUGGAGGCCCUUCAAGGGCGAGGCCGUGGAUGCUAUUGUUACAAACGUUAAUAAAAUGGGUGUUUUCUGCGAUGUUGGGCCCAUGUCGAUCUUUGUCUCCGCCCAUCUUAUUCCUAGCGAUAUGACUUACAACCCGACGGCGAACCCACCUGCGUUUGUGUCUGACGAGCAGAGCAUCGAAAAGGGCUCGAAAAUUAGAGUCAAAAUCGUGGGUGUGCGUGCAGACGUCGGCAAGAUGUUCGCUAUCGGAAGUAUCAAGGAAGACUACCUGGGUCUACUUUAG